This is a messenger RNA of Chrysochloris asiatica (Cape golden mole), 351 nucleotides long. It is a transcript of the gene TMEM263, whose product is annotated as chromosome unknown open reading frame, human C12orf23. The record is from RefSeq and is a predicted model, not a curated record. The transcript has 2 exons. Bases 1 to 351 code for a protein of 116 amino acids. Lineage: Eukaryota; Metazoa; Chordata; Mammalia; Afrosoricida; Chrysochloridae.
AUGAAUCAGGCAGAUAAAAACCAACAAGAAAUCCCAUCAUACCUUAGUGAUGAACCACCAGAAGGUUCAAUGAAAGACCACCCACAGCAACAACCAGGCAUGUUGUCCCGUGUGACUGGGGGUAUCUUCAGUGUUACAAAGGGAGCCGUUGGAGCCACCAUUGGUGGUGUGGCUUGGAUUGGUGGAAAAAGUCUGGAGGUGACCAAAACCGCGGUCACAACUGUACCGUCCAUGGGAAUAGGGCUUGUGAAAGGGGGCGUGUCUGCCGUGGCUGGAGGUGUGUCAGCUGUUGGGUCGGCUGUGGUCAACAAAGUGCCCUUAACAGGAAAGAAGAAAGACAAAUCGGACUAA